UCUGCGCGCGGCGCGGAGCGAGCGGCGGCGGCGCCAUGGCCUCGGGUGGGUGUAACCCAUACAUUGAGAUAUUUGAACAGCCCAGGCAGAGAGGAAUGCGUUUUAGAUACAAAUGUGAAGGGCGAUCAGCAGGCAGCAUUCCAGGGGAGCGCAGCACCGAAAACAACCGAACAUACCCGUCUAUCCAGAUUAAGAACUAUUGUGGAAAAGGAAAAGUGAGAAUUACUUUAGUAACAAAAAAUGACCCAUAUAAACCACAUCCUCAUGAUUUGGUAGGAAAGGACUGCAGAGAUGGCUACUAUGAAGCAGAAUUUGGACAAGAACGCAGACCUUUGUUUUUUCAAAAUUUAGGUAUUCGAUGUGUGAAGAAAAAAGAAGUAAAAGAAGCUAUUUUUUCAAGAGUAAGAGCAGGAAUCAAUCCUUUCAAUGUCCCUGAACCACAGCUGUCUGAUAUUGAAGAUUAUGACCUCAAUGUGGUGAGAUUAUGUUUUCAAGUUUUCCUCCCUGAUGCACAUGGUAAUUUGACAACUGCUCUACCUCCCGUUGUCUCUAACCCAAUUUAUGAUAACCGUGCUCCUAAUACUGCAGAAUUAAGGAUUUGUCGUGUAAACAAGAAUUGUGGAAGUGUCAGUGGAGGAGAUGAAAUAUUUCUACUCUGUGACAAAGUUCAGAAAGAUGACAUAGAAGUUCGGUUUGUAUUGAAUGAUUGGGAAGCAAAAGGCAUUUUUUCACAAGCUGAUGUACAUCGUCAAGUAGCCAUUGUUUUCAAGACUCCACCAUAUUGCAAAGCUAUAAUGGAACCAGUAACAGUGAAAAUGCAGUUGCGGAGACCUUCUGACCAGGAAGUUAGUGAAUCUAUGGAUUUUAGAUAUCUGCCAGAUGAAAAAGAUACUUAUGGCAAUAAAGCAAAGAAACAAAAAACAACUCUAUUUUUCCAGAAAAUAUGGCAGGAUUGUGCAGUUAAUUUUCCUGAAAGACCUAGAACUGGUCCCCCAGGAUCAAGCGGAGAAGGAAGAUACAUCAAAAAAGAAUCGAACUUGUUUUCUCACAGUCCGGUUUUAACAGAAAUGGCCAGACCUUCAGAAGUUUCAAGUCAAGCAGAAUCCUACUAUUCCUCGUCUGUGACCAUUUCAAGUGCAUUGUCACAUCAUCCCUCAGCCAUACCCUCGAUGGUACCUCAGACUCCUUCAAGCUGGUCAUCAGUGGCCCCAUCCACUUCACACUCAGGCAGUACAAAUCCAAGUAGUUUUCCAACAGGGACGCUUCCCUCUAAUUCACAAGGUAUCUCAUCACUCUUGGAAAUACCAGUUGUGAAUGAUUUGAAUGCUUCUAAUGCUUGCAUUUAUAAUAAUAUUAGUGAUAUAGGCAGAAUGGCAGCAUCAUCCAUCUCACCACCGGAUUUAUAUGGUAUUUCUGAUACCAACGUGCUGCCUAACUGUCAUGUGAAUAUGAUAACACCUAGUAAUGAUAGCAUGAGGGACACUGAUAAUCCAAGACUCAUGAGCAUGAAUCUUGAAAACCCCUCAUGUAAUUCAGUGUUAAACUCAAGAGACUUGAGACAGUUCCAUCAGAUGUCCUCUUCCAGUAUGUCAGCAGGCACCAAUUCUAGUUCUGCUUUUACUUCACAAUCAGAUGCAUUUGAGAGAUCUGACUUCAGUUGUGCGGAUAACAGCAUAAUAAAUGAGUCAGGACCAUCAAACAGUACUAAUACAAACAGUCACGGUUUUAUUCAAAGUAGUCAGUAUUCAAGUAUUGGUAGUAUGCAGAAUGAGCAAUUGACUGACUCAUUUGAGUUUGGAUUUUUUUCAGACAGCUUGUGAGAUGUAAAUGGUGAUUCAAGGUUUAAAUCCUUUUAAAAGUGUGCAGUUGUUUUAUGUUACAUAGAUGCAGUAUUUUAUAUUUCUCUGAGGCUAUAACAACAGGGAUUUUUGUUUUUGUUUUUAAUGUAUAAUAGUCCAAAAACUUCUUCAUUGAGAAGAGGUAUGUAAAACUGGGUGUGUAGGGGAUUCCUCUAACAGGCAGUCUUAGCUCUGGAGAUCCUGAUUUAGCUGUCAGAGGGUUUGUCAGGGUAUAAUGAAAGGUGAAUGCUCAUUGCUGAAGCUAUAGCUGAAAGAGAGGGAUGAACUCAUUUCUCCCUUCAGGAAGAGCUGGAAAAAGUCCAGCAUUUAUAGAAAGCUUUUGCUUCAAGAGUAGAUAAAUCCACCCAGACUGAGCUGUGUGAUGAUGUCCUAUAAAAUCCUACAUAAGCACUGAAAGUUACUUUCAACCUAAGUUAAAUCAUUAUUUGACCAUCUAAGUGUAUAUGAAUCUGUGACAUGUUAAAAUGAAUAAAAUCAAUUUUUCCAUUAAAAAAAAAAUUUGGGUAUGUAGAAUACAAAGUAAAAGGAAAAUUCCAAACUAGAAAAAGGACUUUACUGUUUCUUCUCCUGAAACCUGAUAUUGUGUGCACUGGGAAUUAGAGUCCCAUCACAUUUUUCCAAGGACCAAUUUCAGAACAGUAGAUCUCAUUUUCCAAACCUCCUUUUAUAUACUGCUUCAAUAAUGUAUUAAUGCAUUUUUAGUUAAAUGAAUGAACUAAUAUUUGCUUUUAAGCAAAUUUAAGGUAAAACCUGUAAUGACUAUGUCAUUGAAAAAAUUACUUAUAAUUUGGGCCAAGGUGACCCCUAAGGGGUUUUCUGAGGCUUGUUGAAGAAGACAUAACAAAAUUCCUUUAAAAUGUUUUAAGUUGGGGUCCUCCCUGGUGGCACAAGGGAUUAAGUCUCAGCACUAUAAAGCUAUGGGCAACCACGAUCCCUGGCCAGAGAGGUGACCCACAUGGCACAUCAGAUCUUUCCUGUCUCCUGUUUCUCCCCUCAGCAGUGUAUUUCAGUCAGUUCACAUGCUGUGCUCCCCACUCUGAUUCUGGUGAAUCCUCUCACCCCUCUCCCCGCACUUCUAUCCUAUACCCCAGUUUUUGCAUGCAUAAAUAAAAUCUUUGUUUAAAAAAGUGUUAAGUUGGGCAGAAGGUAAAGUGAGCUUUACCUUGAAGUCCAAAUUUUUUGUAUUGCUGAUAACUUUAACUUUACUACUUAUGUUUUGAAGGAAGAUUUCGUUAGAGCUCUCUUUUUUAUUAUGUCUUCAGUUCCUGUUAUUGCAUACAAUUUCAUACUGUCAACUCCCAGUUUCACUACUAGCUGAGACCUGUCCCCAGAACUCCAGCUUAAAGCUUAUGCGUAUGUGUAAAACUGACUUUUUGACUUCUCUGAGACAUUUAAUUAAAGCUCAAAUUCAACAUACCCAAAACUGAAUUCUUGAUUUUCCUUCCCUAACUUGCUUCUCCUUCAGCUUUCCCCAAAUCAAUAAAUGUCAAUAAACACUUCUAGUUGCUGAGGAUCCAAACCUUGGAGACAUCCUUGAUUCCUUUUUUUUCCCUUUUAUUUCCCAUAUCCAGUCCAACAACAAAUACAUAAGCCCAACCUUCAAAAUAUAUCCAAAGCUGACCACCUCUUUUUUUUUAUUAAAUUUAUUUAUUUAUAUAUAUUUUACAUCAUUGUUCAUUUUUAAGCAAUGUUUGCUUUCUUUUCUCAGGUGUAGUCCCCAUAGAAUUUCCUCCCUCCUUCCAUUCUCUUUCCCUCCCCCUGCAGGAUGUUUCUGGUUUAUAAUUAUCUGUUUUUGUUUUGUUGUGUUGUGUUUUGAAUUGUUACUAUUUUUUUCCCAUGAUGUCUUAUUGGUUCCCCUAUAUUCCUCCUAUAAGUGAAACCAUCCAAUAUUUUCUUUUUCCUUCUUAUUUCACUGAGCAUAAUUCCUUCUAGCUCCAUCCAUGUUGCCACAAAUGGCAUGAGUUUAUCUUUUUUGAUUGCUGAGUAGUAUUCCAUUGUGUAUAUAUGCCAUAUCUUCUUGAUCCAGUCAUCUAUUUUGAGGCAUUUGGGUUGUUUCCAUAUCUUACCUAUUACAAACAGCGCUGCAAUAAGCAUAGGGGUACAGGUAUUCUCUUGAAUCAGUGUUUUUGUGUUCUUUGGGUAGAUCUCUAGGAGUGGAAUUGCUGUGUCAUAUGGUGACUUGAUUUUUAGUAGACUGAGGAACCUCCAUACAGCUUUCGAUAGUUGACCACCUCUUUUGACCUCUGCUGUCAACAUCCUGUCCCAAGGCACCAUCACCUCUUACUUGGAUUGAAACUAUAGCUUCCCAAAAGCAUCCUUGUACCCCUACAGACUAUUCUUCCUAAAGUAGCUAAAGUGAUCAUACUUUUAAAACAAAUUAUAUCGAUCUUUUCAGAGCCAUACAGUGGCUCUCCAUCUCACUCAGAGUAAAGACCAAAAUUCUUAAAAUUAGCAGGCCUAAACUCCCUCUCUACCUCAUCUGCUACCAUUUCUCCCUCAUUCAGCUCCAGGCACUGUGGCCUCAGUGCUCCUCUUCAAAAACACCAACCAGAGUCUUGCAUCAGAACCUUUAUACUUGGUGUUCUCUCUGCCUUGAAUGAUUUUCUCUGAGAUAUAUGUAGAGUUUACACCUUUACAAACUUCAGUCACACUCAACUGUUAACCUGAUACAGCGUUCCUCGACUAUCUCUUGGCAUUUCAUGUCUUCCCCUCCUUUAUAUUUGUCCAUAGCACUUACCGUGAUUGGACUCUAUGAAGCAUAGAGUUUACUAUUUUGUUUCUACAAUACUAUGAAGCAUAUUGUUUACUAUUUGUUUCCCUAUACUGAAAUACAAGCCCCAUGAAGGCAGAAAUUUGUUUGUUGAAUCCUCAGUUUGUAGAACUGCCUCUUAUUAAGCAAUAUGAUAAGCAUAAUAAACAAUAAUUAGAAAAUAUUUAUUGAAUGUUCAGAGUAUUAAUAAAUAGAGCUUUGUUUUUUGAAAGGAGUAAAUAGCUUUAAUUAUUGUUUAUGAUUGUAAUUGUUUAAUAUGGCAGAAAUUUUUUUGUUUGUUGAAGUCCCAGUUUGUAGAAGUGUCUGCCUCAUAUUAAGCCAUAUGAUAAGCAUAAUAAGCAAUAAUCAGCAAAUAUUUAUUGAAUGUUCAGAGUACCACUAGAGCUUUGAAUUUUGAAAGGGGUAAAUAGCUUUAGUUAUUAAAUGUUUAUGAUUGUAAUUGUUUAAUAUGGCAGAAAUUUUUUUGUUUGUUGCAUUCCCAGUUUGUAGAAGUAUCUGCCUCAUCUUAAGCAAUAUGAUAAUAAGCAUAAUAAGCGAUGAUCAGUAAAUAUUUAAUGUUCAGAGUACUACUAAAUAGAGCUUUGUUUUUUGAAAGGAGUAAGUAGCUUUAAUUAUUAAAUGUUUAUGAUCUUUACAGUUCUGUUUUAUGUGACAUUGGAUUUAUAUCAGUCAUGUACUUAAAGUUGAGGAUUAAUAAUGUUAAUCCAAAUAGUGUAAAGCAAAGUAAUACCAGUAGCAAAAUGAUGGUAGGACAAUCUUAAUUAUGAUGGGACUAUCUUGAUACUAAGUAUAACUAACUUAAGACCGGUUUUGUUUUAUACCUAGAAACAAAAGAUAAAUAUGAAACAUUCUGUUACAUAAUUUUAAAAAUCAUAAGCACAUAAUUAAUAUACUUUAAUAGACCAUAGUAGGGGAUUGUUUAACACCUUCUGUGUUAGACAAGAGUUCUCUCAGAUUGACUUUUUUUUCCUAGUCUCAACCCCAGCCCUUGGUUGGUGCUGUUUUCCCCCUGGGUGUCCCGAAUGCCUUUAUAAAUCGGUUCCUCCUUGCAUUCUCUUCUUUCAUUAAUGGUAUUAUGAAAUGGUACUCAUUUACCCUGCCACCCAAGAUAUUUAAUAGGAAUCUCAAAAUCACAUUUUUUUAAUUCUUUUUCUCUUUCACACUCAUAGUCAUUAUGUCCUUUUGAGUGUACCUCCAGAAAAAAUCUCUUGCAGUUGUCCCUCUUUCAUUUCUACUGCUUACUUAGUAUAGGUCUUCGCUCUCUUUCCCCAACAAGAAUGUUUUUCAUAUACAGUUAAAAAAUAUCUCAUUCUCCCUUAGGCCCGAUUAUAGUUAACAUUCUCUGAAAAAAGUUUCUUAGACAAUAGGAACUCCAUGUCCUUAACAUGUUGUCCAUGCUGCCUCUGCUCUUCAACAGCUCUUAGCAGCACCAAAUAAUUUGUAAUACUACAAAUUGUUGAGUUUAAAGAUGUAGCCUUUAAGACUAUGCUUUUUGAUAGUUGAAGCACAGCUUUGCAUAUGCCCUUAUUGUAGACCUCCUUUUAAGUGAAUUAUAGUUGUUUAAGAUUUGUCUCAUUUAUACUUGGAAAGCCAUCACUCACCACAAUCCCAAGAAUAGUUGCUGCUGAAUAAAUGGUAGCUAUUUUUAAGAGGGAAGGGUGACAUUAACAUAGGUCUGUAUAAAAAUGUGGAUGAGGAUAAGAUUCUUAAUGGGAAAGGUACUUGACCUGCAGUGAUACCAAGAUUUCCAGCCUGUGAAAUACUUUACCCUAGUACUUUCUGUACUAAGGAGAACUGUAAUAGGGAGAAAUUGAAAGUUAUUAGGAUUCUUUAUUGUCUCUGACCUUGCUUCUCUCUAUGAUAUGUGGCAGGUUCAAUCUGCCACGUUGCAUUUCCUUGACUCCCUACCCCUGCACAGACACUCUAGUAUUCAUGCAAUUGAUAAUGUAUUACAUUUUUGAAUGUCUAAUGUGCAAAGCACCAUGUUCUUUUAAGGGAUAACAGUAAAAUGUAUAAAGUGAAUUAAUUAUAAAUGUGCAACUUAAUGAAUUUUUAUAUAUGUAAACAAUUAUUUCCUGAAGUUUCCUUCAUAUACCUUGCCAAUCUACCUGCUCCUACUGCUACUCUGAUUUAUAUUAUAAGAACAUAAUAUAUGUUCUUAAUGGCCUUUUAAAUUAGAACUAUAGUGAACAUCAAUAGCUGGGUCAUCAAUUUCUAAUUUAAUGCUUCAGAAAAACUGUACUUGCCAUGUUAAGAGACUUGUAUUUCAUGAUUCAGGCUGCUUAGUAGCACCAAAUAAUUUGUUAUAUCACAAAUUGAUUGUUGAGGUUAAAGACAUUGCUGUAAAUGUUAAAUAGCAUGAAAAAUGGAAAGAAUAGGGAUUUUUUCGUCAACACAUUUGGGUUUGAAUAUUAAGCUCUCUCACUUAAAGCUGUUUAUUAUUUAGCAAAUCAUACCAUCUGUGAAUCUCUCUUCAGAUAUAAAAUACAGAUAAUUCCUAACCUGCCUGCCUCACAAGGUGUGUAGUAUUAAAUUGAAAAUGCAUAAGAAAUACUGUAAAAUUAUAUAAUGCUAAUCAAAUGUUAUUAAACCAACACACACACAUACCUCCUGUGGCUCUGAUUAAGCUCUAAUCCAAAACACUCCUUCCAUUUGUCUGAUACAUGGCAGGGUGAAAAUAUCACUAUGAAUUAGUCUUAAGGAAGAACCCUAAGGAGGGUUUCUCUUUAGAGUGGCUAGCCAUUGUCCAGAUCUUGAGGACCUUUAUUUCUUAUUCUUUCCAGAAACAUUUUCUAUUAUAUAAUGAUGAUAAUGACUUCCAGUUCUGAAACUGUAACUCUGAAUUUCUUUGCCAAAGUUGAUUAUGAAUUGGAAGUAGUUUGACUAUCUUCCUAAGCAGGAUUAUCAUCAUAGCUAAGGAAGCUGCAACUGAAAAACUUCUGAUCAACUUUGUUUUCAAAGGUUGAGUAUGAAAAGUACAAAAUUAGAAUCCUUUUUGCAUUAUAUAUAAUAGAAAACUUCAUGCUAUUUAACAUAAGUCCAACUUCAUGCUAUUUAACUACCCUCAUUAGUAAGCAAAAUGCUGAUACAGUUUUUUCUAAGUACUUUUCUAUUCUAAAUGACUCUGGCUUUAGGUGAAAAACACCAACUGCUAGUAAUUAAUCUAUUUAGAGAAGGUAGAACUUACCAUACUCUAACAUUUUUAUUUGUUUCAACAACCUAAGUUUACUAUUGGACUUUAGAAAAUUUGAAGAAUUACAUGUGCUUUUGUCUGCAUAAAUAAAUCUAAAAAAUAUAUAUAAGCUUUGCACAAAAGGUAGUAAAAAAUAGACAAUUGAAAGACUUUGGGAUCCAUUUGUGGAAUUCAAUCUCAGAGACUCAAUUGGUGACACAGUUGCUUUUAUUAGCGAAUUAGUUAAAAAUGCUAACCACUAUUGCACAGUUAAGAUACCUUUUAGGUGAGACAGAAAGGACAACACAAAGUCUUUGGGUAAUGGGCAUUCUUAAUGCGUGGUUCAAACCAGAUGACCCCUUCAGAACUGACAGCUUCUGUUUUAAAAGAAUGUACUUAAAAUACUGCUGGCUGAUAUCCAGAGCCCUGCGAAGUGGCACUAUUUUCUGACAGUUCCAAAUAUUUUUACAUGCUUCUUAAUGACAUAAAUGAAUUUUGAGGUACUGAUGAAAUAUGAGUUUUGAAAGUUCUCAGGUACUGUUCAAUUAUUUAAUGUUGUGUGAUACCUAGAUGCAAACAUUUUUCAGAUGUCAAAUACCUUUAUUGUACAUAAUAUUUUAUUACCUUUGUAAUGUCUUUGUAUACAGUGAUUUUUUUCUUGGUAAUAAAUGGAAAAAAUUGUAAAUUCCUUAAUAUUUUGUUGCUACUUGAUAUAAAAAUGAUUGUCUUGUAGAAA
Talpa occidentalis (Iberian mole) is the source of this 8537-nucleotide messenger RNA. RefSeq names its product REL proto-oncogene, NF-kB subunit (gene REL). The record is from RefSeq and is a predicted model, not a curated record. The transcript is spliced from 10 exons. Gene Ontology annotation, cellular component: cytoplasm. The coding region runs from base 36 to 1820 and encodes 594 amino acids. Gene Ontology annotation, biological process: regulation of transcription by RNA polymerase II; canonical NF-kappaB signal transduction; response to cytokine. NCBI's taxonomy places the organism in Eukaryota, Metazoa, Chordata, Mammalia, Eulipotyphla, Talpidae. Gene Ontology annotation, molecular function: RNA polymerase II cis-regulatory region sequence-specific DNA binding; DNA-binding transcription factor activity, RNA polymerase II-specific.